UUUCCUGUCAUAUAGGUACACUAGCUUCGGCUGAAACAUUUAUAGACAUGGUCACCGUGCGAUGGGAGAAGAGCAGACAGCUUCAUAUUUGGAGUCUGGUCUCAACUCAAGAUGGCGGGCAUCGGUAACUUCAUCCUCCUGUUUGUAAACUUUGCUCUCCUGGAAGCUACAAACCCAAAUUGUACAUAUAACACCUGGAAUCUCCUCUCUUGUUCAUGGAUUUCCAAAAAUCAGUUUAUUGCCAACAAGUGUUACAUAAGUGUCUCUAGUCUCAGACGUGUCUCUGGCUCCUGUUUACUACCAUCUGGAAAUAAUCCUCGAAGAUGUAAAAUCCAUCUAAAUAGACCAGAGGCAUUUACUGUUGGUAGUCAAGUAAACAUAAGUGUGAGCUGUUCCACGAAGGAAGUAGGAAACAAAAGCGUGGAGUCCAUUGUUUACUUCCCAUAUGAAAACCUGCGUCUGGAUCCCCCUAUGUCUUUGGAAAUCACACCAGCUAAAGAAGGAAUGUGGAACUUGUCAUGGAGCUGUCACCAUAGUUCUUAUGUCACAAACCUCAGGGAGUAUGAAGUUAACUACAAGCCUAAGUCAAGUCCCCAAAAGGUUGCCAUGACAAUUCCAGUGAGACAAGAUGAACUCUUUGUUCCUCUUCGUGAUCUUGUUCCUGAUACAAUCUAUGAAGCCAAGGUGCGUGUAAAGAACAAACGUGGCAUAUGGAGUGAAUGGAGCCAGCCUUACCAAUGGACCACUCAUUCUAGAGAAACAACUGGUUCCAGAUUCCCUGUUCAAGAGGUGGUGAUUCCAUGUGUUGGACUUGUUAUCAUCUUUAUGUGCAUUACAUUGAUAAUUAGUCGCACACAAGAUAGGGUCAAGAAAAUAUUUUGGGUUGGCGUUCCUGAUCCAUCGCAAUUCUUUGACCCCUUAAUUUCUAAGUAUGGGGGGAAUUUUCAGAAAUGGCUGUCAUCACCAUUUUCUCUAUCUUCAUUUACUCUGGAUGUCCCUCCAUUGGAUAUCUCCCCAGUGGACUUUAAGUGUAAUAAAGAGGAGCCCUUCAACCCUAUUCUCCCUACUGCUCUACAAGAGGCGAAAACAGAUGGGAGUGAGAAUUCGUUUUCCAGCUUCAACAACAAAGAGUACUUCUUUUUCCAGUACCCAGCCAUAAAAGAACAGGGAUCUUCCAAUUGUUACUUUACGUAUGACAACCUAGAACAGAGAGGCUUCCCGGCAAUGUUACAGAGUAUACCAUUUCCCUCCCCAACUGCUCUUGAGGAGACCCCCCUCUUCCAAGGAGACCAUCUAAGUCUUUCAUCAUCUACUGGUCUUGGUUUUCACAACAGGUCAUUUGAAGAAGAACAUUCACCUUCAGUUCUACAGAUUUGUCCACCUGAACAGCAAGACAUAAGGGAACAGGAGCAAAACCUAGAACCCCAUAAGGCUCCAUCUAAUCAAGUUACAGAAAUACCUGAUGACAAGCAAGUGAUAAAUAUAUACGAAGACAAAAAGGAACCAUUAAAUGGAGAAAACAUACGUCCAGAAAUAAAUCAGCAUUCUGCCAUAAACUCACAGAACAGAGAUGUAGCAGCUGGGUAUAUCUCUCUGAAAGAGAUCUAUAACCGAUGGGCCUAAAUAGAGAUACCUUCCAGGAUUAGUAACAAAUACAGACUUGUUUUCUCAUGAUAGGGUAAUGUUUAGGGUGUCUGGAUACAAAAAUUUCUCUAUCUGAGAUAUAGAAUCAUUUAGUUGCAGGAAAUAAGACAGUAAGAAGCAUUAUACAUACUGAAUAUUGAAUGAAAUUUAUAGUAUAUUCUGGACCGUUUGUAGCCUAUGCAACUGAACUGUAAACAUUCUGGAAUAUAUUUGUGGUAUAAAAACACAAAGUAAGCCAGCACUUAAGUGUGACGUUCUUAAGGGAAAAUAUGUUUUACAGUGUAAAACAAAAAUAGCUUGUCGUCAUAUCAUAUUAAUGAGUUGCUGUAGUUACUGGAAGCUUUUCCUUAGGUACAGACUAUAGGCCUUCAUCCAUGCAUCAAAUGCUUGCUGAGUGCUCAAGCAGUCUUGUAAAUAGAAAUACUCUGCUGCAAUCUGAUGCCUCUAUCCAAUUUAAAUUCUUCUGAAAAGAUGGACUUCCAAAUCUCACAACCUUGUGACGCUUCUUAGGGCACACCAGAGGCCACAUAUGGAAUAGAAUAACUGUGCAUGUCAUUAAACUUUCAUUUUUGGAAAUA
Molecule: messenger RNA, 2222 nt
Organism: Xenopus laevis (African clawed frog)
Lineage: Eukaryota; Metazoa; Chordata; Amphibia; Anura; Pipidae
Gene: il2rb.L
Product: interleukin-2 receptor subunit beta
Exons: 10
Coding region: 112-1623 (503 amino acids)
Source: RefSeq, a predicted model, not a curated record